GGAGGAUAUGGUGUGCCUAUCAUGCACAGCAACUGGAGAGAGAGUUUGCUUAGCAGCUGAGGGCUUUGGUAACCGUCACUGUUUUCUAGAAAAUAUUGCUGAUAAGAAUAUACCACCAGACCUUUCAACAUGUGUAUUUGUUAUUGAACAAGCUCUAUCAGUAAGAGCACUUCAGGAGUUAGUUACAGCAGCUGGAUCUGAAGAGGGAAAGGGAACUGGAUCUGGUCACAGGACUCUUCUUUAUGGAAAUGCUAUACUACUCCGGCACCAAAACAGUGACAUGUAUCUGGCUUGUUUAUCUACCAGUUCAUCAAAUGACAAGCUCUCAUUUGAUGUUGGUUUACAAGAACAUUCCCAAGGCGAAGCUUGUUGGUGGACCGUACACCCUGCUUCUAAACAGAGAUCAGAAGGUGAAAAAGUGAGAGUUGGUGAUGAUUUAAUUCUUGUGUCUGUAGCCACUGAAAGAUAUUUGCAUACUGCUAAAGAAAACGAUCAAUCUAUUGUAAAUGCAUCUUUCCAUGUAACUCAUUGGUCUGUUCAGCCUUAUGGAACUGGUAUCAGCAAAAUGAAGUAUGUUGGUUAUGUGUUCGGAGGAGAUGUGUUAAGAUUUUUCCAUGGUGGGGAUGAAUGCCUUACCAUUCCAUCAACUUGGAGUGAAACCCCUGGACAAAAUGUGGUAGUUUAUGAAGGAGGGAGUGUUUUGAGUCAAGCUCGUUCACUUUGGAGAUUGGAACUGGCUAGGACAAAAUGGUCUGGUGGUUUCAUUAAUUGGUAUCAUCCAAUGAGGAUACGACAUCUCACCACUGGUAGAUACUUAGGAGUUAAUGAAAAUAAUGAAUUACACCUCGUUGUUAGGGAGGAAGCCACAACAGCAUUAUCUACAUUCAUUUUAAGACAAGAAAAAGAUGACCAAAAAGUAGUAAUGGAAGAUAAGGAUUUAGAAGUAAUAGGAGCUCCAAUAAUAAAAUAUGGUGACAGUACUGUUUUAGUCCAACAUUCAGAAAGUGGUUUAUGGUUAACUUAUAAGUCAUUCGAAACUAAGAAAAAAGGUGUGGGUAAAGUAGAAGAAAAACAAGCUGUACUUCAUGAGGAGGGAAAAAUGGAUGAUGGAUUAGACUUUAGUAGAAGUCAAGAAGAAGAAUCAAGGACUGCUAGAGUAAUAAGGAAAUGUUCCUCACUUUUCACUCAAUUUAUUAGGGGUCUAGAAACUCUGCAAAUGAAUCGAAGACAUUCUCUGUUUUGCGCUAGUGUAAAUUUAAAUGAAAUGGUCAUGUGUUUAGAAGAUUUAAUUAAUUACUUUGCCCAGCCUGAGGAAGAUAUGGAACAUGAGGAAAAACAAAACCGGUUAAGAGCUUUGAGAAACAGACAAGAUUUGUUCCAAGAAGAAGGAAUUUUAAAUCUUAUCUUAGAAGCCAUUGAUAAAAUUAAUGUUAUAACAUCCCAAGGUUUCUUAGUCAGUUUAGCUGGAGAUGAGUCUGGACAGAGCUGGGAUAUAAUCUCAGGAUAUUUGUAUCAACUGCUAGCUGCCAUCAUAAAAGGAAAUCAUACUAAUUGUGCUCAAUUUGCUAACACAAAUAGAUUAAACUGGUUAUUUAGCAGACUAGGUUCUCAAGCUUCAAGUGAGGGCACAGGUAUGUUGGAUGUACUUCAUUGCGUCUUAAUUGAUUCUCCAGAAGCUUUGAAUAUGAUGAGAGAUGAACAUAUAAAAGUAAUCAUUUCACUGCUAGAAAAACAUGGGCGAGAUCCAAGAGUUUUAGAUGUACUUUGUUCACUUUGUGUUGGUAAUGGUGUAGCAGUCCGUAGCUCACAAAACAACAUCUGUGAUUUCCUUCUGCCAGGAAAAAACUUGCUUCUACAAACGCAACUUGUGGAUCAUGUUGCCAGUGUCAGGCCAAAUAUUUUUGUGGGUCGAGUCGAAGGUUCUGCUGUUUAUCAGAAAUGGUAUUUUGAAGUGACUUUAGAUCAUAUGGAGCAAACCACCCAUAUGACACCGCAUCUAAGAAUUGGCUGGGCUAACACUUCUGGUUAUGUUCCCUUUCCUGGCGGUGGUGAAAAAUGGGGCGGUAAUGGAGUUGGUGAUGAUCUCUACUCUUUUGGUUUUGAUGGAGCUGCAUUAUGGACAGGUGGACGAAAAACUGUAGUCCUUCCUCAUGCUAUGGAACCUUACAUAAGAAAGGGAGAUGUUAUUGGUUGUGCUUUCGAUCUGACUGUUCCAAUUAUUACAUUUACUUUUAAUGGAACAUUAAUCCGAGGAUCAUUUAGGGAUUUUAAUCUUCAAGGAAUGUUCUUUCCAGUUAUAAGCUGUUCCUCAAAACUUAGUUGUCGUUUUUUACUGGGAGGUGAUCAUGGAAGAUUAAAAUAUGCACCUCCUGAAGAAUUUUCUCCUCUCGUUGAAAGUUUGCUUCCUCAACAAGUGCUUUCUAUUGAUCCAUGUUUUUAUUUUGGCAACCUGAAUAAAUGUGUAUUGGCUGGUCCUUAUCCUGUUGAAGAUGAUUGUGCUUUUGUUCCAGUUCCAGUUGACACAUCUAUGGUAAAUUUACCCGUUCAUGUUGAUACGAUACGUGAUCGUUUAGCUGAAAACAUCCAUGAAAUGUGGGCUAUGAAUAAAAUUGAAGCAGGAUGGAUUUAUGGAGAUGUAAGAGAUGAUAUAAGAAGAAUACACCCAUGUCUUGUGCAAUUUGAAAAAUUACCUCCAGCAGAAAAGCGAUAUGACACUCAACUUGCUGUUCAAACUUUAAAAACCAUCAUUGCACUGGGCUACCAUAUAACAAUGGAAAAACCACCAUCUAGAAUAAAGAACAUUCGUUUGCCGAAUGAACCAUUUUUACAAUCUAAUGGUUACAAGCCAGCUCCUCUUGAUCUCAGUGCCAUAACACUAAUACCUAAAAUGGAGGAACUUGUUGACCAACUCGCUGAAAAUACUCACAACUUGUGGGCAAAAGAAAGAAUCCAACAAGGCUGGACCUAUGGUCUUAAUGAGGAUCCUGAUUUGUCCCGAAGUCCUCACCUCGUCCCUUACAGUAAAGUUGAUGAUUUAAUUAAAAAAGCCAACAGGGAUACCGCAAGUGAAACUGUCAGGACUCUUCUUGUUUAUGGUUAUAAUUUAGACCCUCCUACAGGUGAACAAACUGAAGCUCUCUUAGCAGAAGCAAGCCGUUUGAAGCAGAUGCAGUUUAGAACCUAUCGGGCUGAAAAGACAUAUGCAGUAACCAGUGGCAAAUGGUAUUUUGAAUUUGAAAUUCUUACUGCUGGGCCUAUGAGAGUAGGUUGGGCCAUUGCUGAUUAUAAUCCAGGUUCCCAGAUCGGAAGUGAUGAAGCAUCCUGGGCAUAUGAUGGUUAUAAUGAGGAAAAGGUUUAUUCUGGGGUUGCUGAAACGUUUGGAAGACAAUGGCAAGUUGGAGACGUUGUAGGAGUUUUUCUUGAUCUAUUGGAUCAUACUAUUAGUUUCUCUCUAAAUGGUGAGCUGCUUAUGGAUGCACUUGGGGGAGAAACAUCUUUUGCAGAUGUUCAGGGAGAAGGAUUUGUUCCAGCAUUUACACUUGGAGUAGGACAAAAAGCAAAAUUAGUGUUUGGGCAAGAUGUUAACUCACUUAAGUUCUUUACUACCUGUGGUUUGCAAGAAGGUUAUGAACCUUUCUGUGUAAACAUGAACAGGGCAGUUACCUUUUGGUACACCAAAGAUCAUCCUAUAUUUGAAAAUACUGAUGAUUAUAUUGAUACUAAAAUUGAUGCAACUCGUAUUCCUGCUGGUUCUGACACACCACCAUGUCUUAAAAUUAGUCAUAAUACUUUUGAGACAAUGGAAAAAGCCAAUUGGGAAUUUCUUAGACUUUCUUUACCUGUUCAAUGUUUACCAUCAUUCAUAAAUGAACAAGAAAAAGUACGUAGGUGGCAAGAAAUAAGGAUAAGACAACACAGACUUCUUGUGGAAGCUGACCAAACCACUCCUGCUCACAUUGAACAGAUUAUGAAGUCUGGUUUUAGUAUGAGUGAUAUUAAGGGUCUUCAAAGAAGUUAUACAGAAGAUGGAAUGGAAGGAGAAGAAGGAUUGGCACCAAGCUCAUCACCACUUACAAGGACUAAGUCAAAAGUGACUCCAGCUCGUCCACCUAGGAAAGGCUCCUUACCACGAAAUGGAGAUGUUAUUAAUAUGAACGGGACAUUAGAACCAGGUGGAGGAAAAAUGAACCGUUCUAAUAGUGAGCUUGAUUUCCAACGUUUCAAUGGUGAAAUGCCCGAUGGCGAUAACAAGAAAAAGCGUGGGAGAUCUCCAUUUAGGUUCUUUUCAAGAAAAAAGGGGGAGCGUGAUACUAGUGGAGAAAAUGCAAAAAAUGUACAUAUGUCUGAGCCUAUGGGUAAUUUCCUUGAGCCUCCAAGGACUCCAAUGCAGCAAAGAGGUGGAAGUGCUCUGCGUUCUUCUCCUCAACCUAAAGUACAGGAGUUAACUAAGCCACCAUCCCCAUUAGUUGAAAGAAGUGGACCCAAAGCAAUGUCUGUGCCUGUUGGAACUGGCAUCGAAACUAUUGGAAAUGAAAUAUUUGAUGUAGAGUGUUUGAAAUUGAUUAAUGAAUACUUCUACGGUGUCAGGAUAUUUCCAGGUCAAGACCCAACUCAUGUAUAUGUCGGUUGGGUUACAACUCAAUUCCAUCUACGUAGUAAAGACUUUAAUCAGAAUCGAGUGCUAAAGAGCACUGUAGUAGUAUGUGAUGAAUUCAAUCGUGUAAUAGACAGUAUUCAGCGGCAGAGUUGUUUUAUGGUAAGAGCUGAUGAAUUAUACAAUCAAGUAACUCAGGAUGCCUCUGGUAAAGGUGCUUCACAAGGAAUGUUUAUUGGAUGUUUCCUGGAUACUGCAACUGGUUAUGUGACGUUCACAUGUGAAGGAAAAGAAACUAACCACAAGUAUAAGAUGGAACCUGAUACAAAAUUAUUUCCAGCUAUAUUUGUUGAAGCUACAAGCAAAGAAAUUCUACAAAUUGAGCUUGGUCGUACAUCAACUACACUGCCUUUAUCAGCAGCUGUUCUCCAAAAUUCAGAAAGACAUGUCAUUCCUCAGUUUCCACCAAGACUUAAAGUUCAGUGUCUAAAACCACAUCAGUGGGCACGUGUUCCUAAUAUUUCAUUGCAUGUCCACGCUCUGAAAUUAUCAGAUAUAAGAGGUUGGAGUAUGCUUUGUGAAGAUCCAGUUUCAAUGUUAGCAUUACAUAUACCUGAAGAAGAUAGAUGUAUUGAUAUUUUAGAACUUAUUGAAAUGGACAAACUACUUUCAUUCCAUGCUCAUACAUUGACACUUUAUGCAGCACUAUGUUACCAAUCCAAUUAUCGUGCAGGACAUGUUCUCUGCAAACAUGUAGACCAAAAGCAACUUCAGUAUGCUAUUAGGUCUGAAUAUAUAUCUGGACCUUUACGCUUGGGAUUUUAUGACCUCUUGAUUGCUUUACACAUUGAAUCACAUGCAACAACAAUGGAAGUUUGUAAAAAUGAAUUCAUAAUACCCCUUGGUCUAGACUUGAAAGAUUUAUAUGAAGAUCCAGAUAUGAAGCACAGCUUACGAUCUUUAAAAACUGUCUCUAUUUUACCUCAAAUGAGUAUGACAGACAUUACGGAAAAUAUUGAAAGCAUCAAUACAUUAUAUAGUCCUUAUUUUCCUCUUGAUGCAGUUAAGGAUUAUGGAAUGACUGCAUUAGAAGAGGCUGUAAGCAUGAAUCAACUUCACAAUAGAGACCCUGUAGGUGGUUCAAAUGAAAACUUGUUUCUACCCUUGUUGAAACUGGUAGAUAGAUUAUUGCUUGUUGGGAUACUACGAGAUGAAGAUGUUACAAAGCUACUAAUUAUGUUUGAUCCUGAAACUUGGGAUUCAAAUUUUGAAAAGGAUGGCAAAGAUGAACAUCGUAAGGGUUUACUUCAAAUGAAAAUGGCAGAGGGGGCAAAACUACAGAUGUGCUAUCUCUUACAGCAUUUAUGCGAUAUACAAUUGCGUCAUCGGGUUGAAGCCAUUAUUAAUUUUAGUUAUGACUAUAUUGCUGAUCUUCAGCAGGAUCAGUUGAGAAGAUAUGUUGAUAUUAAGCAGUCUGAUCUUCCAUCAUCAGUUGCUGCAAGAAAAACAAGAGAGUUUCGUUGCCCUCCAAGAGAACAGAUGAAUGCUAUCAUAAAUUUUAAAAAUUUAGAAGAAGAUGACAAAGAAAACUGUCCAUGUGGUGAAGAACUGAGGGAGAGAUUAAACACAUUUCAUGAAGAAACUAUGAGUAAAGUUUCACUUGUUGCUCUCCAAGAGCCACAAGAAGAUGAGAACGGUGAAACACCAGAAAAGCCGGGUGUUUUCAAAAAAUUAUACAAUUUUAUUAAUGCUGUUAAAGAAUUGGAAGAACCUCCUAAAAUAGAAGAAGAACCUGUUAAGAAAACUCCUGAAGAAAUAUUUAGAAAAGUAUUAAUUAGUACAAUUGUUAGAUGGGCUGAAGAAUCCCAGAUUGAAACACCAAAAUUAGUCAGAGAAAUGUUCAGUCUAUUGGUAAGGCAGUACGACACUGUAGGUGAAUUAAUCAGAUCUCUUGGAAACACUUAUGUGAUAAAUGACAAAACGAAAGAAGAUGUAGCUCAGAUGUGGGUAGGGUUGAGCCAGAUCAGAGCUCUCCUACCUGUUCAAAUGUCUCAAGAUGAAGAAGGUCUUAUGCGAAUGAGGCUAUGGAAAUUAGUUAACAAUCACACAUUCUUUCAACAUCCUGAUUUGAUUAGAGUUCUUCGUGUUCAUGAAAAUGUUAUGGCUGUUAUGAUCAAUACCUUGGGUAGAAGAUCACAAGCACAAUCUGAUGCUUCUCAAGCUGGUCAAGAAGGUGAACCUGCAGCUAAGGAGAAAGAUACGUCCCAUGAAAUGGUGGUAGCAUGUUGUCGUUUCCUGUGUUAUUUUUGCAGAACUUCACGUCAAAAUCAGAAAGCAAUGUUUGACCAUUUAACAUUUUUAUUAGAAAACAGUAAUAUUUUACUUUCAAGACCUUCACUUAGAGGAAGUACCCCUCUUGAUGUUGCCUAUUCCUCUCUCAUGGAAAAUACCGAACUGGCAUUAGCUCUUAGAGAACAUUAUUUAGAGAAGAUAGCUGUUUACUUGUCUCGCUGUGGAUUACAAUCUAAUUCAGAAUUGGUAGAAAAGGGUUACCCUGAUUUGGGUUGGGAUCCAGUUGAGGGAGAAAGAUAUUUAGACUUUUUACGCUUCUGUGUUUGGGUUAACGGUGAAAGUGUUGAAGAAAAUGCAAAUCUGGUUAUACGGCUCCUUAUACGUCGACCAGAAUGUUUGGGUCCUGCACUUCGUGGAGAAGGUGAAGGAUUACUGAGAGCAAUUAUAGAUGCUAAUAAGAUGUCUGAAAGAAUUUCAGAUCGCAGAAAAAUGAUGGAUGAACCUGAAAAUUCUGCCCAUCAUCAGUUUGAACAUCCACUUCCUGAGUCUGAUGAAGAUGAGGACUAUAUUGAUACAGGAGCAGCAAUACUGGCAUUCUAUUGUACUCUGGUCGAUCUUUUAGGUCGCUGUGCUCCAGAUGCUAGUGUGAUUGCUCAGGGAAAGAAUGAGUCUCUUAGAGCUAGAGCUAUUUUGAGAUCUUUAGUACCUCUUGAAGAUUUAUUUGGUGUCUUGAGUUUAAAGUUUACACUUACCAAUCCAGCUAUUGGAGAAGAAAGGCCAAAAAGUGAUAUACCAUCUGGUCUAAUACCAUCUCAUAAGCAAAGUAUUGUUUUAUUUUUAGAGAGAGUAUAUGGUAUUGAACAGCAAGAUCUCUUCUUCAGAUUACUCGAGGAAGCAUUUUUACCUGAUUUAAGAGCAGCAACUAUGCUAGAUAGAACUGAUGGUUCUGAAUCAGAAAUGGCAUUAGCUAUGAAUCGCUAUAUUGGAAAUUCUAUUCUCCCUUUGUUGAUAAAGCAUUACCAGUUUUAUAGUGGUGCAGAUAACUAUGCAAGUCUUUUAGAUGCUACACUUCAUACAGUGUAUCGCCUAUCAAAAAAUCGAAUGCUAACUAAAGGUCAGCGAGAGGCAGUAUCAGAUUUUUUGGUUGCUCUCACAAGUCAAUUACAGCCAAGCAUGUUACUCAAACUUCUUCGAAAGUUAACCGUUGAUGUAUCAAAGCUUUCUGAGUAUACCACAGUUGCUUUAAGGUUGCUUACUUUACACUAUGAGCGUUGUGCAAAAUAUUAUGGAACUACUGGUGGACAAGCUGGUGGAUCUAGUGAUGAAGAAAAAAGGCUCACUAUGUUACUCUUCAGUAAUAUUUUUGAUUCUUUAUCAAAAAUGGAUUAUGAUCCUGAAUUAUUUGGAAAAGCGCUUCCCUGCUUGAGUGCUAUAGGAUGUGCACUUCCACCCGAUUAUUCACUGUCCAAGAAUUAUGAUGAAGAAUGGUAUAGUUCAAAGGGUUCAGAACCGACUGAUGGGCCUUAUAAUCCACUGCCCAUCAAUACUUCUAUGGUUUCUCUAAAUAAUGAUUUAAACACAAUUGUUCAAAAAUUUUCUGAACAUUAUCAUGAUGCAUGGGCUAGUCGAAAAAUGGAAAAUGGUUGGGUAUAUGGUGAGCAGUGGUCUGACAGCUCUAAAACUCAUCCUCGUUUAAAACCUUAUACAUUGCUUAAUGAUUAUGAAAAAGAGAGAUACAAAGAACCGGUUAGAGAGUCAUUGAAAGCUCUGUUAGCUAUAGGAUGGAAUGUAGAGCAUACUGAAGUUGAUAUUCCUUCUAAUAACAGAGGAUCAUCAGUCAGAAGAUCUUCUAAAGCAAAUACAUCUGAUGGUUCAACACCAUUUAAUUAUCAUCCCAACCCGAUUGAUAUGACUAAUUUAACAUUGAGUAGAGAAAUGCAAAAUAUGGCAGAGAGGUUAGCUGAAAACUCACAUGAUAUUUGGGCAAAAAAGAAGAAAGAAGAACUUGUUUCAUGUGGUGGUGGUAUACACCCACAGCUUGUUCCAUAUGAUCUUUUAACAGACAAAGAGAAGAGGAAAGAUAGAGAAAGAUCUCAAGAAUUUUUGAAGUAUUUACAAUAUCAAGGAUACAAACUCCACAGGCCUACUCGAGGAAGUGCUGAUGAGCAGCAGGCCGCUGCAGCUGCUGCCACAGGAGAGUCCAGAUUUGCUUACAGUCUACUCGAGAAACUUAUACAAUAUACUGAUAAAGCUUCUAUUAAUAUGAAACUACUAAAGCCUUCUGGUACAUUCAGUAGACGCUCCAGUUUUAAAACUUGUUCAAGAGACAUCAAAUUCUUUUCCAAAGUGGUAUUGCUAUUGGUUGAGAAGUAUUUCAGCACUCACAGAAAUUACUUCAUUGCUGUUGCCACUGCUUCUAAUAAUGUAGGAGCAGCCUCUUUAAAAGAAAAAGAAAUGGUUGCCAGUUUGUUCUGUAAGCUUGCAAAUUUAAUUCGAACAAAGCUGGCUGCUUUUGGUGCAGAUGUUCGAAUUACUGUCCGUUGUCUACAAGUGCUAGUGAAAGCUAUAGAUGCCAAGUCGUUGGUAAAGAAUUGUCCUGAAUUUAUAAGGACUUCAAUGCUGACAUUUUUCAAUAAUACAGCUGAUGACUUAGGCCAAACUAUUCAGUGUUUGCAAGAGGGUCGUUACAGUCACCUUAGAGGCACUCAUCUUAAAACAUCUACUUCUUUAUUUUAUAUAAAUGAUGUUGUAUUACCUGUUCUCACUUCUAUGUUUGAUCAUUUGGCUGUGUGCGAUUACGGUAGCGAUUUGUUACUUGAUGAAAUUCAAGUGGCCUCAUAUAGAAUGUUGGGUAGUUUAUAUAAUUUAGGAAUUGAUCCAACUUUAACUCAUGACAGAAAAUAUUUAAAAACAGAAAUUGAAAGGCAUAGACCUGCCAUUGGUGCUUGUCUUGGUGCAUUUUCGUCAACAUUUCCAGUUGCUUAUCUUGAACCCCAUUUAAAUAAACAUAAUCAGUUUUCAUUAGUUAAUAGGAUUGCUGAACAUUCUCUUGAAGCACAGGAUAUUCUAGCUAGAAUGGAAAACACCAUGCCUACAUUGGAUGCGAUCCUUUCUGAAGUUGAUCAGUUCAUUGAAUCCGAAAAGAGUCAUACUUCAGCACCACAUGUUAUUGAUGUGAUUUUGCCUCUGCUUUGUGCUUAUUUGCCAAGUUGGUGGAGUCAAGGUCCUGAUAAUGUCAGUCUCACAGCAGGGAAUUAUGUAACAAUGGUUACUAGUGAUCAUAUGAAUCAACUCCUAAAAAAUGUACUAAAAUUAAUCAAAAAUAAUAUUGGAAAUGAAAAUGCUCCCUGGAUGACGAGAAUAGCAGCUUACACCCAGCAGAUCAUCAUAAACUCUUCUGAAGAACUGUUGAAAGAUCCAUUCCUUCCAUUAACACAAGUUGUUAAGAAGAGGAUAGACAAUAUGUUUCACCGUGAAGAAUCUCUUCGAGGAUUUCUAAAAUCUUCAACUGAAGAUACCUCUCAAGUUGAAGCAGAAAUUCAGGAGGGCUGGCAUCUUAUUGUUAGAGAUAUAUAUUCUUUUUACCCACUACUCAUUAAAUAUGUUGAUUUACAAAGAAAUCACUGGUUACGUAAUAAUAUUCCGGAAGCUGAAUACUUGUAUACUCAUGUUGCUGAUAUAUUUAAUAUUUGGUCUAAGUCACAGUACUUUCUAAAAGAAGAACAGAAUUUCAUAUCUGCCAAUGAAAUAGAUAAUAUGGCUCUAAUUAUGCCCACUGCAACUAGGAGAUCUGCAGUUGUUUUGGAUGGAACAGCUCCUGCUGGAGGUGGAAAGAAAAAAAAGAAGCAUCGUGAUAAGAAAAGAGAUAAGAAUAAAGAAAUCCAAGCAAGCUUAAUGGUAGCUUGCUUAAAACGUUUAUUACCAGUUGGUCUUAACCUAUUCGCUGGGAGAGAACAAGAGUUAGUUCAGCAUUGUAAAGACAGAUAUUUGAAGAAAAUGCCAGAAUAUGAAAUAGUGGAUUUUGCCAAAAUCCAAUUAACUCUUCCUGACAAAAUAGAUCCUGGAGAUGAGAUGUCUUGGCAGCAUUAUUUGUACUCAAAACUGGGAAAUAAAAAAGAUAUCAGCUCUGAAAAACCACAGCAAAUCGAUGAGGUAGUUGAUAGGAUUGUGGCUAUGGCAAAAGUUCUUUUUGGGCUUCAUAUGAUUGAUCAUCCACAACUACAGAGCAAGACACAAUACAGAUCUGUUGUAUCCACACAGAGAAAGCGUGCUGUCAUAGCUUGUUUCCGGCAACUAUCACUACAUGCCUUACCAAGGCAUCGAGUAAUUAACAUAUUUGCUCGUGCUUAUUGUGAGCUGUGGCUGCAAGAAGAGAAUGUUGGUCAAGAAAUUAUGAUUGAAGAUCUUACACAAACUUUUGAAGAUGCUGAAUUGAAAAAAAGAGAUUCUGAAGAAGAUGAAAGCAAACCUGAUCCACUUACCCAAUUAGUUACAACAUUUUGUCGGGGUGCAAUGACUGAAAGGAGUGGAGCUUUGCAAGAAGAUCCACUUUAUAUGUCCUAUGCAGAAAUUACUGCAAAAUCAUGUGGAGAAGAAGAAGAAGAAGGUGGAGAUGAGGAAGAAGGUGGAGACGAAGAAGGAGGGGCAUCUAUCCAUGAACAAGAAAUGGAAAAACAGAAACUCUUAUUCCAUCAAGCUCGGCUAGCCAACAGAGGUGUUGCAGAAAUGGUAUUGUUACAUAUUUCAGCUUGUAAAGGUGUUCCCAGUGAAAUGGUUAUGAAAACUCUCCAGCUAGGUAUUUCUGUUUUACGUGGUGGUAAUCUUGAUAUUCAAAUGGGUAUGCUAAAUCAUUUGAAAGAAAAAAAGGAUGUUGGAUUUUUUACUUCUAUAGCUGGCUUGAUGAACUCCUGCAGUGUGUUGGAUUUAGAUGCAUUUGAAAGAAACACAAAAGCUGAAGGCUUAGGAGUUGGUUCAGAAGGUGCUGCUGGUGAAAAGAACAUGCAUGAUGCUGAAUUCACCUGUACUCUUUUCAGAUUUAUUCAACUUACCUGUGAAGGGCAUAACUUAGAAUGGCAGAAUUAUCUUAGAACCCAAGCUGGAAAUACAACAACAGUUAAUGUUGUUAUUUGUACUGUUGAUUACCUUUUGAGAUUACAGGAAUCAAUUAUGGACUUCUAUUGGCACUAUUCGAGUAAAGAAUUAAUUGAUCCUGCUGGAAAAGCCAACUUUUUCAAAGCAAUUGGUGUGGCUAGUCAAGUAUUUAAUACACUCUCUGAAGUAAUUCAAGGGCCAUGCCCACAAAAUCAACAAGCUCUGGCUCAUUCAAGAUUGUGGGAUGCUGUUGGAGGAUUUUUGUUUCUUUUCUCUCAUAUGCAAGAUAAGCUAUCAAAACAUUCUAGUCAAGUAGACUUACUGAAAGAACUUUUGAAUUUACAGAAAGAUAUGAUAACAAUGAUGCUAUCAAUGUUGGAAGGUAAUGUUGUGAAUGGUACUAUUGGAAAACAGAUGGUAGACACAUUAGUUGAAUCUGCCUCAAAUGUGGAAUUGAUUUUGAAGUACUUCGACAUGUUUUUGAAAUUGAAAGAUUUAACAUCCUCUGCUAGCUUCUUGGAACUUGAUCCAAACCAUGAAGGCUGGGUAACACCUAAAGAUUUUAAAGAAAAAAUGGAACAGCAGAAAAGUUAUACUCCAGAAGAAAUAGACUUCAUGUUACAGUGCUGUGAAACCAAUCAUGACGGUAAAAUUGACUAUGUUGGCUUCACGGAUAGAUUCCAUGAGCCGGCCAAGGAAAUUGGUUUUAACCUAGCUGUUCUUCUCACAAAUUUAUCUGAGCAUAUGCCAAAUGAACCGAGACUUGCUCGCUUUUUAGAAACAGCUGGUAGUGUUCUUAAUUACUUUGAACCUUUCCUGGGACGAAUUGAAAUAUUAGGUAGUAGUAAACGAAUCGAGCGUGUAUAUUUCGAGAUUAAAGAAUCAAAUAUUGAACAGUGGGAAAAACCUCAAAUCAAGGAAUCUAAACGAGCAUUUUUCUAUUCAAUUGUCACUGAAGGAGGUGACAAAGAAAAAUUGGAAGCUUUUGUUAAUUUUUGUGAAGACGCGAUAUUUGAGAUGACACAUGCCAGUGGGCUUAUGGCAACUGAUGAUGGUACAGGUUCUGGAGGAGGAAAACAAAGAGCAUCCUCUUAUUCUUAUAUGGAAGAUGAAGAUGAAGAAAGGAAUCCAAUCAGACGUGGUUGGCAAGCAACUAAAGAUGGAAUUUACUUUAUGUUCUCAAUGUUAUCUCCUAGCAAUAUUAAACAUAAAAUUAUUGAAAUGCAGCAAAUGUCAAUUAUUGAACUAAUGAUUGGUUUUAUAAAACUAUUUUUCUACAUGUUUUAUUACUCAGGAUAUUCUGUAUCAGUUGUACUAAAGUAUAUUGGGGGUAUUAUAUUUUCAUUGAUGAGGGGACCACAAAUUGAAGAGCCAGUUGUAGAAGUUAAAGAGGAAGAAAAAUCUGGACCUCUGAGGAUAAUGCCUGCUUUGCCACCACCUGAAGAUAGCUCUCUGCUUCCAUCUGAUGGGUCAAGAGACAUGAAAAAAGAAGACAGUCAACCUCCAUCAAAAGUCAUAGAAGGGGCUAUUCCCAUAGAAGAAGGAGGUGAGAGGAGCUCAGAGGAACAUGCGGGAGACCAUGUAAAACCAGAAAAUGAAGAGCAACCUCCAACACCAACACUUGCUGAUAUAUUGGGUGGAGAAGCAGCAAGAAAAGAAGCAGCACAAAGAGCAGAAGUCGCUGCUGAACAAGAAGCAGUUAUGGCUGCUUUUGAGGCAGAAUCUAAAAUAGAAAAAGUUUCAGAGCCUUCUGCUGUCUCUCAAAUUGAUUUUAACAAGUAUACUCACCGGGCUGUCAGUUUCCUUGCUCGUAAUUUCUAUAAUCUUAAAUAUGUAGCAUUGGUUUUGGCUUUCUGCAUUAACUUUAUUUUACUGUUCUACAAGGUAACAACAUUGGGUGAAGAUGAUGAUGCUGCUAGCGGAGAAGGGAGUGUUGAACAACUAAUGGAAGAAUUAACAGGGGAAGGUGAUGAUGUGAGUGGCGGAGGAAGUAGUGGUGGAGAAAGUGGUGAAGAGGAUCCAAUUGAAAUGGUUCAUGUGGAUGAGGAUUUCUUUUAUAUGGCACACGUUAUGCGAUUGGCUGCAAUCCUACAUUCUCUUGUUUCUUUAGCUAUGUUGAUUGCAUAUUAUCAUUUGAAGGUCCCUCUAGCUAUAUUCAAGAGAGAAAAAGAAAUAGCUCGUCGACUUGAGUUUGAUGGUUUGUACAUUGCUGAGCAACCAGAAGAUGAUGAUAUUAAAUCACAUUGGGAUAAACUGGUUAUCUGUGCAAAAUCAUUUCCUGUUAAUUACUGGGAUAAAUUUGUGAAGAAAAAGGUUCGACAGAAAUACAGUGAAACUUAUGACUUUGAUUCAAUAAGUAAUCUUUUGGGAAUGGAAAAAACAUCUUUCAGUGCCCAAGAUACUGAAGAAGGAUCGGGACUUAUUCAUUACAUUUUGAACUUUGACUGGAGGUAUCAGCUUUGGAAAGCAGGAGUCACAAUCACAGAUAAUGCAUUUUUGUACAGUUUAUUAUACUUCAUCUUUUCAAUUUUGGGAAACUUCAAUAACUUUUUCUUUGCUGCCCAUUUACUUGAUGUUGCAGUUGGUUUUAAAACAUUGAGGACUAUUUUGCAAUCAGUCACACACAAUGGAAAACAGCUUGUAUUGACUGUAAUGCUGCUAACCAUCAUAGUAUACAUCUAUACUGUCAUUGCUUUCAACUUCUUCCGAAAAUUUUAUGUCCAAGAAGAGGAUGAGGAAGUGGAUAAAAAAUGCCACGAUAUGUUAACUUGUUUUGUAUUCCACCUUUACAAAGGAGUUAGAGCUGGUGGUGGUAUUGGUGAUGAGAUUGAACCUCCUGAUGGUGAUGAUUAUGAAGUUUACAGGAUAAUGUUUGAUAUUACGUUUUUCUUUUUUGUUAUUGUCAUCUUGCUAGCCAUCAUUCAAGGUUUGAUCAUUGAUGCAUUUGGUGAAUUGAGAGAUCAGUUAGAAAGUGUAAAAGAAGACAUGGAAUCUAACUGCUUCAUUUGUGGGAUAGGAAAAGAUUAUUUUGAUAAAGUUCCCCAUGGUUUUGACACUCAUGUUCAACAAGAACAUAACUUGGCUAAUUACAUGUUCUUUCUUAUGCAUCUGAUUAACAAGCCAGAUACUGAAUACACAGGUCAAGAAACCUAUGUCUGGAACAUGUAUCAGCAACGUUGUUGGGAUUUCUUCCCAGUUGGUGACUGUUUUCGUAAACAGUAUGAAGAUGAACUGGGAGGUGGUGGUGGUUAA
This is a messenger RNA of Nezara viridula (southern green stink bug), 15229 nucleotides long. Lineage: Eukaryota; Metazoa; Arthropoda; Insecta; Hemiptera; Pentatomidae. The record is from the annotation of a GenBank genome assembly.